AGUGACAGCAUGAACAAGAAAAAUCUCUUUCCCAUAAUUCUACUAAUUAUAUAUCUUUACUGGUAUCACAGUUACAUGAUCGGAUUUAUAAUAUUUUUAAGCGAUACAUUGAUGCUCUGGCAAUUUAUAGUCUAUCCCAUAUUUUUUCAUCUGUUGUUUUACAUGAUGACCUGGUCUAUGGUGGCAACUUGGCUAAUGCCCACAGGAAAGGUUCCUCACAAGUAUAAAUUGACCACGUUCCAGAUAAGGACUUUGUUGCGUAGUCCUGAUGACAAGAGGCAGGUGGUUUUAGCGGCUUUUUAUCAAAACAAAGGUAUCAAAAUGUUCUGCAGAACAAGGAGUGGAAAUCUAAGAUUCUGCAAAUACUGUUUUCACUUCAAGCCCGAUAGAGCACACCAUUGUUCCCAAUGUGACACGUGCAUCUUAAAAAUGGAUCAUCACUGUCAAUGGUUGAACACGUGCAUUUGCUUGACCAAUCAAAAGGGCUUCUUGCUGGCUCUAUUUUACUGCUUUUUGUUUUCCAUAUUUUAUAUAUGCACCACUUUCAAUGCGUUCAUCUACUUUUUUACAUCGAAUCUGCCGAACCCAAAGGAGUAUCUUUGGGUGAUCAUCGGGUAUGUAUUAAAAAGGUUUGUUACAACCAGUUGUGUGGCACCAAUCAUUUUCAUUUUUGUUUUCUUGCAUCUGUCGCUAAUAGCGCAAAAUAAGACUCUCGUCGAGGACCUAGAUCCGCCGUAUUUCACUAACAGAUACAGUACCUACGAUUUAGGUUUAGUCGAAAACCUCGAACAAACCUUAGGUAGGAACAAGUGUUUAUGGUUGAUACCGAUUUUUAACCAGGACGGCCCCGGUUUGGUGUUUCAAACCCGCAAAGGUCGGUUGAGACGGCCCAGAACUUUAGAAACACAUCGAAGCACGGUUCAUCGCAUGGACGCUCAACGGACAUUAUCCGAUUAUAUAAGAUGAAAUCAUAAUUUUAAUUGUACUAUAGUAAUAAUUCAAAUACUGUGUCUGUGAUAGGUGGAUGUAAAAUAAUGUCAAUGGCUUGACAGGUCUAUUUUUAUUAGGUAUAACCGC
Messenger RNA from Psylliodes chrysocephalus, 1077 nucleotides. NCBI's taxonomy places the organism in Eukaryota, Metazoa, Arthropoda, Insecta, Coleoptera, Chrysomelidae. The record is from the annotation of a GenBank genome assembly.